Molecule: messenger RNA, 2162 nt
Organism: Magallana angulata
Lineage: Eukaryota; Metazoa; Mollusca; Bivalvia; Ostreida; Ostreidae
Exons: 13
Coding region: 1-1884 (627 amino acids)
Source: RefSeq, a predicted model, not a curated record
AUGUUGACUAGAGAUGGGUUUGAAACAUUCUUAACAAAUAUGCUUACAAAGUUUACGGUCAUUUUCGUUCUCCUGUUUAUACACAGUUCUGAGGCAGGACUUUACGACCUCUUUACGCCAGAGUCACGAUUAUCUGGAUUUGUCAUAGAGAAAAUUUCUCCGAUUGGAAUGGUCAUGUGUGUUAGAGAAUGUUCGAAUAGACGUUCGUGUGCUUCGCUAAACUUUCAUCGCGGAAGAUUAGAAUGUGAGUUGUCCUAUAGUGACGUCACAGUAAAUCCAUCCAACAUGACGUCAGAUUCUGAUUUUAUUUACAUCGGAAGGAACCAAAUACCACAGGAUUAUUUUGACGCUUGUGGUGUGUCGUGCUCAACUAGAGGGAGUUGCGUCACUGCGUCAACUGGACCAAAAUGCGUCAAAUCAGACUGCCCUAUUGAUCACCCAGACAUUCAUUUUACUGGGGUCAAGGUCACAUCCACCAAAAUCGGGACUGUCCUCAAUUACACAUGUAACUCAAAUACUUCAAUAACCUUGACCUCCACAUGCAGAGGUGAUGGGACUUGGACAUCUUCUGUCUCAUCCUGCUAUGAACCGCUGCCAGACUGUUUCAACACACCUGCGUCUUGUUGGGUCCAAUUUGACUUCUUCUACGACAACACGUGGAACGGAUGUACCGGGGGAACCCGUUAUCUCCGGAGAACUCAGUAUCCUUCCGCCCCGUUUGUGGGCGUGGUCCUGUGUAGUCCUACCAGGUACAAAAUAGUUCUUGGAUCCGCUCUCCUAGAUAAAUUCCUCAGCGUUGGUGAUGGUGAUGGUUCAGGAGCGGAUCACUGUGAACUUGUGGGCGGAUAUCAAACUGAAGCUAUAAUGGCAAAUGAUUACAAAACAGCUCCAACUGUAACGGGCUAUAGGCGUUCUCAUUGGGGCGAUCCUUUCACUGUUGGGACGAUAAGCUACUCAGAUACUGUUUAUUACUAUAAUUCGUGGUACGAGUGUGGAGUGAGUAUUCCAACACCGCCAACACCCCCAACACCUGCCUGUUUUAACACCCCGACAUCGUGUUGGCAUGAGUAUAGCUUUGUUCAUGAUACUGCGUGGAACGGAUGUACAGGUGGCCGGAAGUACGUCAUGAAGACCAAAUAUACUUCCGCUCCUAUUGUCGGAGUAGAACUUUGUAGUCCAAUAAGGUAUCAGCUAUUCCUGGGAGCAGAUUUAACAGAUACGUUUCUGAACAUUGCUGAUGGGCUUGGCGAGGGGGCUGACCACUGUGAAUUGGUAGGGGGGCUGGAGGUGAAUGCAGUUCUCCCUGGGACAUACAUGAGCGCACCUGCAUUAACAGGGUAUGCAAGACACAAUGCGGGCGAGGAAUUCAACGUACGACCUAUUGCAGGAGGUUCAGGGUGGUACAGUAACCCAUGGUAUGAGUGUGGGGUCAGGAUACCCUGGCCACAUGAACCAGCCUGUAUGAGUGCCACACCCCCUUGUUGGUACGCCUACAAUGUGUCAGUAGACAACAGCUUCAAUGGUUGUACUGGACAGAUACUUGUCAAGAGAACAAACUACACAUCGGCUCCCUAUCUCGCCGUGCAGCUGUGCAGUAGUACAAGGUACAAGUUAUUCCUGGGUUCUAGUUUAGGGACCACAUUCAUGAACAUCGGGGACGGUAAUGGAUCGGGUCAAGACCACUGUGAACUCAUGGGUGGGUCUGAAGCUAGUGCGACCGUAGCAGGAGACUACAUGAACUCGCCGUCAGCGUCUGGUUACUACAGAAACUCACCCGGUGCGGCGUUUAGUUUUGGGCCAAUAGGUCAUUACAAUACGAUAUUUUAUUUCAACAGUUACAUAGAGUGUGGUAUGUCCAUUCCCGGCACAAAUUCUGUGGUUUAGACAAUAUGCUCUUUAUAUUACAUGUAAUAGUGUAUAAAUUAUAAAACAACAUGGACUGUAUCCAGGAGAAGGAAAAAGUGUUGAAUAUCAUUUGCACAUGCAAUUUUUUCAUUUGUAAUUACGUGAAAUUCCAAUGCUUGCAUAUUUUAUGCUGUUUUUGUACAUAUAAAAUCUUGAUUUCAAUCUUUUUUCUACAUGUGUCUGUUUCAAUUGAAUUACUGUAAAAUAUAAAUACAAAGACACACUAUUUCUGUAAAUGUUAGAUUUAUAAAUAAACA